Parus major (Great Tit) is the source of this 3016-nucleotide messenger RNA. RefSeq names its product netrin receptor UNC5D-like. The record is from RefSeq and is a predicted model, not a curated record. Lineage: Eukaryota; Metazoa; Chordata; Aves; Passeriformes; Paridae. Gene Ontology annotation, molecular function: netrin receptor activity; protein binding. The coding region runs from base 1 to 2367 and encodes 788 amino acids. Gene Ontology annotation, cellular component: membrane. Gene Ontology annotation, biological process: netrin-activated signaling pathway. The transcript has 14 exons.
AUGGAGCUGCUGACCCUGGAGACUUCAGGGAAGAUGGGGGAUGAUCUUCCACCCCUCAUGUCCCUGAUGGGCUGUGGGGUGGAGUGGCUGAAGAACGAGGAGCCCAUCGAUUCCAACCUGGACGAGAACAUCGACACCAGGGCCGACCACAACCUCAUCAUCCGCCAGGCGCGCCUGUCCGACUCGGGCAACUACACCUGCAUGGCUGCCAACAUCGUGGCCAAGAGGAGGAGCCUGUCAGCCACCGUGGUGGUCUAUGUGAACGGGGGCUGGUCCUCGUGGACGGAGUGGUCCAGCUGCAACGCGCGCUGCGGCCGGGGCUGGCAGAAACGCUCACGCACCUGCACCAACCCCGCGCCCCUCAACGGGGGAGCCUUCUGCGAGGGCAUGUCCGUGCAGAAAAUCACCUGCACCUCCCUCUGCCCCGUGGACGGCAGCUGGGAGGUGUGGAGCGAGUGGUCAGUGUGCAGCCCCGAGUGCGAGCACCUGCGGGUGCGGGAAUGCGCCGCGCCAGCCCCGCGCAACGGCGGCAAACACUGCGAGGGCCUGAGCCAGGAGUCCGAGAACUGCACCGAGGGGCUCUGCAUCCAAGAUAAAAAACCUCUUCAUGAAAUAAAAUCCCAAAAUGUGGAGCGCAGUGGGGCCAUCGCGCUGUACUCGGGGCUGGCGGCGGCGGUGCUGGCGGUGGCCGUGCUGGCGCUGGGGGUGACCCUGUACCGGCGCAGUCAGAGUGAGUACGGCGUGGAUGUCAUUGAUUCCUCUGCACUCACGGGAGGCUUCCAGACUUUUAAUUUUAAAACAGUCAGACAAGGUAACUCCCUGCUCCUGAACUCGUCCCUGCAGCCCGAGCUGACGGUCAGCAGGACCUACAGCGGCCCCAUCUGCCUGCAGGACCCCCUGGACAAGGAGCUGAUGACGGAGUCGUCCCUGUUCAACCCCCUGGCCGACAUCAAGGUCAAGGUGCAGAGCUCCUUCAUGGUGUCCCUGGGCGUCACCGACAGGGCCGAGUACCACGGCAAGGCCCACCCCGGGACCUUCCCCCACGGCAACCCCAGGCCCUUCGGGACAAUGCAGGCCAGGAACAAGGCCAUGUUCAUCCAGAACCUGGCCUCCAUCUCCAGCAGCAGCGAGCUGAGGAGCUCGGCCCUGUUCGGGCACCUGGGGGGCCGCCUGGUGAUCCCAAACACAGGGGUCAGCCUGUUGAUCCCACACGGAGCUAUUCCAGAGGAGAGUUCCUGGGAAAUCUACCUGGCCAUCACCCAGAAGGAGUCCAGCCUGGAGCCGGAGGGCCCCGAGGUGCUGCUGGGGCCCGAGGUGAGCUGCGGGCCCCCCGAGCUGGCUGUGAGCACCCCGUGUGCCCUGAGCAUCCCACACUGCGCCCACGCCGACCCCCAGCACUGGAGCAUCCACCUCAAACGCAGGACGCAGCAGGGGAAGUGGGAGGAAGUGAUGUCUGUGGAAGAGGAAACUACUUCUUGCUACUGCCUGUUGGAUCCUUAUGCCUGUCACAUUCUCUUAAACAGCUUUGGAACUUAUGCCCUAAUUGGGGAACCCAUCUCUGACUGCGCCGUUCGACAGCUGAAAGUCGCCGUUUUUGGCUGCCUGUCUUGCAAUUCUCUGGAUUACAAUCUGAGGGUUUAUUGUGUGGAUAACACCCCUUGUGCAUUCCAGGAAGUGGUUUCGGAUGAAAGACUCCAAGGGGGGCAAUUGCUGGAGGAACCCAAACUUUUGCAUUUUAAAGGCAACACCUGCAGCCUGCAGAUCUCAGUGCUGGACGUCCCUCCCUUCCUGUGGAGAAUCAAACCCUUCACUGCCUGUCAGGAGGUGCCGUUCUCCCGCGUGUGGCGCGGCAGCCCCCGGCCCCUGCUCGGCGCCUUCUCCCUGGAGCGCUUCAGCCCCGCCACCAGCCAGCUGUGCUGCACCGUGUGCGUCCGGCAGCUGCAGGGCCACGAGCAGCUCCUGCACGUCCAGACCUCCGUCCUCGAGGCCGAGAGAGAAAACAUCACCUUCUUUGGGCACGAGGACAGCGCCUUCCCUGCCCAGCUGGGCCCCAAGGCGUUCAAGAUCCCGCGCUCCAUCCGGCAGCGCAUCUGCGCCACCUUCGACACGCCCGGCGCCAAGGGCAAGGACUGGCAGCUGCUGGCCCAGAAGAACAGCAUCAGCAGGAAUCUCUCCUUCUUCGCUGCCCAGAGCAGCCCCUCCGCCGUCAUCCUGGACCUGUGGGAGGCGCGGCACCAGCACGACGGGGACCUGGACUCGCUGGCCUGUGCCCUGGAGGAGAUUGGAAGGACACACUCCAAGCUCUCAGACGUGGCAGAGCCCGAGCUGGAGGAGCCCGAGUUCCCCGGCAGCAGGAACGGGCUCUAGUCCCCCUGCCCCGCCAGGACGUGUGGCCAGCUAACCCCGAGCCUGGGCCAGGGGACUGCAGGGGUCGUGCCCGUGGGGAUGGAACUCACCCCACGCCAGUGGCACUGGGAGGAGCAGAAGCAGCCCUGCUAAAAACCCUCCGGCCAUGAGGAAAUCAAGCUUCUCCCUGUCCUCCUCCACUUAAAAUCCACCUUUUGGUGCCCCAAACAAAGCUGCACUUGUGCCAGUCCCGGGGCAGGAGGGAGAGAGACACAGAGCCAUAAGAGGUAAAUGUUGUUGUGUGUUUAGGAACAGUCAUGUUCAUGUAAUGCCUAGUGAAAAUCAACAAAUAAUGUUGGAUAUUCCGAGCCACCGGAGGUUAGUCCUGGUUAAAAGGUUUCUCACUUCGAGAGUGGUUUAAAAUCCCAUCACGUUGUCACUUUAUGUCUGCUGCAGGAAAAAACUGAAAAUUUGGCCUUAUCCUGUUCAGAUGUUUGAGGAAUUAGAAGAUCUCAUCAUUAUUUCAUAUCAUGUGUAUUCCAAAUAAUUUGUUGUAAAAAUUCAGCCCCUUAAUGAAUGUACAUUUGCUGCAGAGCUUUGCUGCCUGCUCUGUCACCAAAAUUCCAGAACAAACCCCUUCUCUCUGAGACUGGGGGGAGUGCACACGCAA